AUGCUCAGAAGAUCCACCUCUUCUGCUUUGCUACUAAAGCGAACUCUUAGGAGACCCAGCACAUCGACACUACGCAGUGUCCAAAGACUAAGAUACGCAUCUACCAUACCUCAUCAUUUGAAAUUGAAUGCAAAGUCCCCUGAUUUUAUCCAUGAUUAUGCCCAUACAUCCUUACAGACAACCUUACCGAAUAUUUUAUCACUCAGAAGUAAGAAUAAUAACGUUCCUCCUGCUUCAACUCCGGUAGAUCCAAAGAAUGACAAGAAGCCUCCUUCCACGGAGAAGAAAGAUAAGAACGACAAGAAGACUCCGGAGGAAGAGUCACCAUCUACUGAACUACCUAAGCAUGAAAAGAAGGACACUGGCUUGAAAGAGAAGAAUAAUGGAAGCGCUACUGCCAAGUCAUCCACAAGUGCGACAGGAGGCUCCACUCCACCAGGAAAUGACGACGGAGAUUCUCCCUCUGUACCACCGCCCCCAGCUUCAUCUACCCCAAAUAGUACCCUUCCCGAUGUUUACCCAGAGAUGCUGGCAUUACCCAUCUCCAGGAGACCAUUGUUCCCUGGGUUUUAUAAAGCGGUGGUGAUAUCUGAUACAAGGGUCAUGAACGCCAUAAAGGAAAUGUUAGAACGUCAACAACCUUAUUUAGGUGCUUUCAUGUUGAAGGAUUCAGAUUCAGAUUUGGAUGUCAUUACUGAUAAGAAUCAAGUUUAUAACGUUGGGGUGUUGGCUCAAAUUACGAGCGCUUUCCCCAGUAAGGAUGAAAAGACUGGGAAGGAAACAAUGACUGCAUUGCUAUAUCCUCAUAAGAGAAUCCAAUUGGAUGAUUUGCUUCCUCCACCACCAAUCCCAGAAGGAACAGAAGAAACUGAACCAGCAAAGAAAGAAGAAGAAGGCAAAACCACUACUGACUUGGAGAAUAUCGUUGUUGAGAAGAUUUCUACACCUGUAAAGAGUUCUUCAUCAGAUUCGACAACAACGUUGGUACAGGAAAGUGAUGACAUCAGUGAAGAAGAAUUGAAAAAGAUGGAAGAAGAAGAUGGAAAUCCAACAGAAUUUCUGAAGCAAUAUCACGUCUCCUUAGUUAAUGUUUCCAAUUUAGAAGACGAACCUUUUGAUAGAAAAUCACCAGUUAUUAAUGCUCUCACGUCUGAAAUUCUAAAAGUGUUUAAAGAAAUCUCCCAAUUGAAUACAAUGUUCAGAGAACAAAUUGCCACGUUUUCUGCAUCUAUCCAAUCGGCAACAACAAAUAUAUUCGAGGAACCGGCAAGAUUAGCAGAUUUUGCUGCGGCGGUAUCAGCUGGUGAAGAAGAUGAAUUACAAGAUAUUCUGGCAUCAUUGAACAUCGAGCAUCGUUUAGAAAAAUCUUUAUUAGUUUUAAAGAAGGAAUUAAUGAAUGCAGAAUUACAAAACAAAAUAUCCAAAGAUGUGGAAACCAAAAUUCAAAAGAGGCAAAGAGAAUAUUAUUUAAUGGAACAAUUAAAAGGGAUUAAGAGAGAACUAGGCAUUGAUGAUGGUAGAGAUAAAUUAAUUGAAACAUAUAAGAAACGUGUGGAAAAAUUACAACUACCGGAGAACGUUCAGAAAAUUUUUGAUGAAGAAAUCAAUAAAUUGGCUACUUUAGAAACUUCCAUGUCUGAAUUUGGUGUCAUUAGAAACUAUUUAGAUUGGAUAACAUCCCUUCCAUGGGGGAUUACCUCAAAGGAACAAUAUUCAAUCCCAAGAGCAAGAAAAAUACUUGACGAAGAUCAUUACGGAAUGAAAGACGUCAAAGAUAGAAUUCUGGAGUUUAUCGCUGUCGGUAAACUAUUGGGUAAAGUUGAUGGUAAGAUCAUAUGUUUUGUAGGACCACCAGGCGUGGGUAAAACCUCCAUUGGUAAAUCCAUCGCGCGUGCAUUAAAUCGUCAAUUCUUUAGAUUUUCUGUAGGUGGUAUGACAGAUGUAGCAGAAAUUAAGGGUCACAGAAGAACUUAUAUUGGAGCCUUACCAGGUAGAAUCAUUCAAGCUUUGAAAAAAUGUCAAACUCAAAAUCCAUUGAUCUUAAUAGACGAAAUUGAUAAGAUUGGGCAUGGUAGUAUCCAUGGUGACCCAUCUUCUGCCUUAUUGGAAGUUUUAGAUCCAGAACAAAACAAUAGUUUCUUGGAUAACUAUUUGGAUAUUACAAUGGAUCUUUCUAAAGUGCUAUUUGUUUGCACGGCUAAUUCAUUAGAUACAAUCCCAAGGCCAUUGUUAGAUCGUAUGGAAAUUAUUGAGUUAACUGGGUAUGUUGCUGAGGAAAAAGUAAAGAUCGCAGAACAAUAUUUAGCCCCAAGCGCUAAGAAGAGUGCCGGUUUGGAAAACGCUAAUGUUGAUUUAUCAGAGGAUUCGGUUAUUGCACUAAUGAAAUAUUACUGUAGAGAGAGUGGUGUAAGAAACUUAAAGAAGCAUAUUGAAAAAAUAUACCGUAAGGCCGCAUUAAAUGUGGUUAAACAAUUAAGCAUAGAUGAUACGCCGAAGGAUGCUGCUAGCUCGACAGAAACGGUUGAAAAGACAACAAAGGAUUCUGCUACUGCAUCUACUGUUGCAAACAACGAAGAAAUCGAAGUCGAAAAGACCAAGGAUGACGUCGAGGCAAUGAAAGUAUCUGAUGAUGUUAAGAUAGUAAUUACACCCGAAAACUUGAAGGAUUAUGUGGGUCCGCCAGUCUAUACUACAGACAGACUAUAUGAAACCACACCACCAGGUGUCGUAAUGGGUCUUGCUUGGACUAAUAUGGGUGGCUGUUCAUUAUACGUGGAAUCAGUACUAGAACAACCUUUGCAUAAUUGUAGACAUCCAACAUUGGAACGUACUGGUCAAUUAGGUGAUGUCAUGAAGGAAUCGUCACGUCUUGCCUAUUCGUUCUCCAAAAUGUUUUUAGCUAAACACUUCCCAGAGAACAGGUUUUUUGAAAAAGCUUCUAUCCAUUUACAUUGCCCCGAAGGUGCAACUCCAAAGGAUGGUCCAUCAGCAGGUGUUACCAUGGCUACUUCAUUCCUUUCCUUGGCUUUAAAUGAGUCUGUUGAUCCAACUGUUGCUAUGACAGGUGAGUUGACUUUGACGGGCAAAGUUCUACGUAUAGGAGGUCUAAGAGAAAAGGCAGUAGCAGCUAAGAGAUCUGGUGCAAAAACAAUCAUUUUCCCUAAAGAUAACAUGAGUGACUGGGCAGAGCUUCCUGACAAUGUGAAAGAAGGAUUAGAACCUCUUGCUGCUGAUUGGUACGGUGAUGUGUUUGAUAGAUUAUUUAAGAACGUUAGCGUCGACACUGGUAAUAAAGUUUGGGAUUCAGAGUUCGCUAUACUGGAUGCUAAGAACGAGAAGGAGAAGCAUGGGAAGGAUGAGUAA
This is a messenger RNA of Naumovozyma castellii, 3363 nucleotides long. RefSeq names its product ATP-dependent Lon protease PIM1 (gene PIM1). NCBI's taxonomy places the organism in Eukaryota, Fungi, Ascomycota, Saccharomycetes, Saccharomycetales, Saccharomycetaceae. The transcript has a single exon. Bases 1 to 3363 code for a protein of 1120 amino acids. The record is from RefSeq and is a predicted model, not a curated record.